CAUGGGGAGCCUUUCUGUUCACAGCAGCAAGCUUCUUAUUGAUCAUGCCUUCCCGCUUCAAUCCGUAUUCGUUCGCAUUACCUUCUAUCCUAGGAUUUUGUUUGCUGUUGACCCUGAUUGCAGGUAUCUAUACCACACUUAUUGACCCAUGCGAUGAGGCUCUUUUACGUAUGGCGCCAUGUGAUAAGGAAAGUCAUGACGUACUCGAUCGAAGUGUUGAUCAACAGCAACAAGAGCAGCAGCAAGAGAGAGUGUACUGCUACAUUUGCCAAGCAAGCGUUGGCAGAGGAACGGCGCAUUGUAGACAGUGCAACAAGUGUAUAGCAGGCUUUGAUCAACAUUGUGCAUGGCUUAACACGUGUAUCGGGCAGCGAAACUAUCUUCCUUUUAUCUGCACGCUGUGGUGUGCCUUCUCGGUGACAAUCCUUCAGGCCAGCAUGAGCUUUGUUAUUCUUGUACAAUGGAUGGCUUACGGAUCAAAUGCCCGUAUAUUUUCAUCUAUCACGCUUCCCGUGAAAGUUUACAUUUUUUUAACUGUGAUUGUAGGAACCUCAUCUUCUAUCAUAAGCUUCUUGCUUGGGCAGAUGCUCCUAUUCCACCUGUUCUUAUCUAUUCACGAGAUGACGAGCUAUCAGUACGUAAUCCUUCAGAGCCAACGGGAGCGGAGCCACGAAGAGAGAGAAGCGGCAAAUCGCGAACUCGUGAAAAUGAUGAAAACAAAGCAUUCUACGGACGCGGUCGUAAGUGCAUCCUCGUCACUACCACCAUCAGAGUCUUCUUCACCUACAGAGCCUCCAUGUACAGCAUCGUCUCUGUCCUCGCGUUGGCGAUUCCCUAAAGAAAUUGUCCUGUCACGGCUACCACCGGCAUUACCCUCGCCACGAGGCCUCAGCUUCUUGUCCAAGAGGGACGUGGCCCCGUCCAGUCUGCCGGGAG
Messenger RNA from Nannochloropsis gaditana CCMP526, 936 nucleotides. Its product is annotated as putative palmitoyltransferase zdhhc11-like protein. Gene Ontology annotation, cellular component: endoplasmic reticulum; Golgi apparatus. Gene Ontology annotation, molecular function: protein-cysteine S-palmitoyltransferase activity. Gene Ontology annotation, biological process: peptidyl-L-cysteine S-palmitoylation; protein targeting to membrane. The transcript has a single exon. The annotation marks the transcript as partial. The record is from RefSeq and is a predicted model, not a curated record.